GCGCAUCAUGCUCAGGAACUGAACUGGGAAUUUAUUGUGCUGAACACUCAGACUAUUUGGGAUUUUGAGAGUCAAGCGUCUUCUAGUUCCUUUUAGGUUGUUUUUCAACAGCUUUGUAGAAACCAUCUAUUAAAAAUCAUCAGAGUGCUUUUGAUUGCAUUUGAUUUCCAAAGGCAGGAAGACACAAACAGAAUGUCUUCCUGCAGUUCACCCUGUUGAGGUCUAACAUUCUGUAUCAUCUCAACAGCCGUGUGAGAUGAGAGCAGAGCAGGAGGGAAACAGCUUGCUCACUUCACUGUCCAUUUUUUCUAACAAGCUUGUGAUAAAUUUGAACAAGCCUCCUUGAUCUGACACCUCCUCUUCUCUCCUCCCCUGCCUGGAUUUUCUGCCCACAGCAAUAAAUUCAAGCAUGGAUUCGUCCCACUCCCACAGGAAGCUUAUGCUCCUCAGUGCAGAGAAUCAGAUGAGGAUGGAUAGGAGAUCUCGAAGCUCUUCCAGAGAGUCCCAUAGGAGAAAGAGAGAGUCUCCAGCUACACAGAGGAAACGGGAGAAGAGGGAGAGAAGCAAAGAAGCCAGCAAAGAAACAGGAGAUAUAAGGCAGGAGAAAACAAAGGAGAUUAAGAGCACUGUAGGCACUGAUGGUAGGGUGCACACAUCCACAGUGGUGGACGUGGAUGAUGUGAUAUCUGAUGAAGAAAUGGAGGCAAUGAUGUUGCUGGACAGCGAGCAUCAAGAAGAAGGUAUGAAGUCUCCCGGUUUCAACAUCUGUGAGUGGCUUCUGACUAUACUGUCUUUCCUGUUCAUCAUAAUGACUUUCCCCAUUUCUGUCUGGUUCUGCAUGAAGGUAGUGCGGGAGUAUGAGAGAGCCAUUGUUUUCCGGCUUGGGCAUCUCCUUCCUGGCAGGGCCAGAGGGCCUGGUAAGAUGCUCACUGAGUCUUUUCUUUUCCUUCCCUGCCUGGACACAUAUCACAAAGUGGACCUCCGCCUCAAAACCCUAGAGAUCCCCUUCCACCAGGUGGUGACUAAAGACAUGGUUACACUGGAAAUAGAUGCUGUCUGCUAUUACCGUUUGGAGAAUGCCUCUCUUCUCCUCACCACUCUCACCAGCAUCUCCAGUGCCAUCCAGCUGCUGGUGCAAACCACCACAAAGCGCCUCCUGGCACACCGAGCCUUCUCUGAACUUCUGUUGGAAAGAAAGAGCAUCAGCCAGGAGAUAAAGGUGGCUUUGGAUGCGGUCACAGGCUGCUGGGGGAUCAAAGUGGAGAGAACAGAAAUCAACAAUGUGCAGCUGCCUGCUGAAGUCCAGCAGUCCUUGGCCGUGGAAGCAGAAGCCCAGAGGCAGGCCAAAGUGCGGGUGAUUGCUGCUGAGGGGGAGAAGGCUGCUUCUGAGUCCCUGCGGAUGGCAGCUGAGAUCCUGUCCAGUGCCCCUGCUGCUGCUCAGCUCCGUUACCUUCAUGCACUGCACUCCCUUGCUGCAGAGAAACCUGCUGCCUUCAUCUUACCCUUACCUUUGGAUCCCACAAAUCUGGUCUCUCCAGCUACCCGCAGCCCUCCAGGAGUGAGCAGCAUCAUCACAGACACCCCGGAAAACGUGAAAGACAAGAAGGACUCACCUAUGCUGUAAGAGUUCUCCCAGAAAUAGUUGCCAUAAGCACUGAUUAAUCCUUCUCAGAGAGGAGCAAGAUGGCUGGUCUACGGGCAGCCCACCAGCAGCUACUGGACUGGAGACAGGAGGGAAGGCAGCCCAGACCUGUAACAUAAAAGUAGAUUGUACAUGAAAGAAGCUUCUGCUUGUUUUGGAAAGGGAAAAAUAUGGAGCACAGCGAGCAGUGUUGGUGCAUAUGUGAGCAGGGGACUGAGGGAGAAGUGUCAUCCUUCCCUUUCACAUCAGCUGAUGCACCUUGACACAAAAGAUCCCUGGGAUCUGAUCUGUCCUACCUCAUCACAUUGGCAGGAAAGCCUAAUAGCUUUUGUAUGUUUAAACACCUCCAUUUCCAAAUGAACAGCCUGUCACACAUCAUUUGUUACAGGGAAAACCCCACAGUGGGAUAAAAGAGGCAGGCACAAGUUGCCUCCUAGGAGGGAAUAUCUUAUCAGAGGGCAUUGUUUUCCAGUGGCUCUGUCCUUGCAUUCAGGCUCUUGGGGUUUUCCCUUUUUUUUUCUUAAUAAAAGCAAGUCCUGCAGCUGGGCGGUAAACAAAGCCAUGGCAGAAGUUCUUGGAUAGGAACAUAUUCCUCCUCACAGCCCAUCUGUGUGCUGCAUCCUGAGAAAGUGGGAGUGGUUGGCUGCUACAGAUGGGAUCCUUGCUAAGGUGCCUUUUCCUCUGUGUGAAUUGGUGGGAGAAAGACAACAGCCAGGCA
This is a messenger RNA of Meleagris gallopavo (turkey), 2360 nucleotides long. NCBI's taxonomy places the organism in Eukaryota, Metazoa, Chordata, Aves, Galliformes, Phasianidae. The record is from RefSeq and is a predicted model, not a curated record.